AUGCCUUCACCAGCUCAGACUCUGCCGCCCUCUAUCCUGGAGCCCAUCAUUGAAUAUGCGUCCGGCGUGGAGCGGGCCAUAGGACACCGUAUUGGUACUAAGCUAUGCUGUCUGAACCGCAGUUUUCUCCCGUUCCUGGCUGUCUGUCGUGACUGGAGGGUGUAUUCUAGGGCUCUGUUCUACCAGGAAGCGCUAGUGCUGAUGGACGACGAGCUUUUGGACCUUCACGACCAUACGCAUAUGCUGCCCGGCCUGACAACUGCUGUUAAGGCAGGUACUGCUGGACUGGUAAAGAUUGCCCAUGUAGAACUUCCGUACAGCCGUGUCCUAGAUGGCGCAGCAGCGACUCUAUUUUCCAGUACUCACUUUGCUGGCACACAGUUCUCUAGUGCCACUCAGCUGCUUGUUGUUCUCAACGACAACAUGUAUCCAAGAACCAUGGACAGCGGCACAAUGGCGGAAAAUGUGGCAAGAUUUUCAGCGGCCAUCACCAGGCUGUUUCCAAAUGUCCGGGACCACCUGUUCUACAUUGGCUGCUACGAGUAUGCACCGCAGCGGGAAGACCUGGUGGACAUGAUCCCUGCCAUCUGCAAGCUGUCAAGCGGAGUUUCAAUCAUCGACCUUUCGCAUGGUAUCUACGAACAGGAUCUGCUACCGAAGUCUAACCUCAAGCACAUCAUGUUCCGCUCUGACCAGUAUACAGAUGCACAAAUGGAGCUUGUGCGCAGAAACUCUCAGUCGCUGGAGUGUAUUCACCUUGUCAACAUCGAUAUAACGGCGUGUUUGAAGCUAAUACAGGACCCGACUGGGAACCCGGUUGUAUACCCACACGUCUCGACGCGAUGA
Linderina pennispora is the source of this 846-nucleotide messenger RNA. RefSeq lists its product as uncharacterized. The record is from RefSeq and is a predicted model, not a curated record. The transcript has 2 exons. NCBI's taxonomy places the organism in Eukaryota, Fungi, Kickxellomycota, Kickxellomycetes, Kickxellales, Kickxellaceae. The coding region runs from base 1 to 846 and encodes 281 amino acids.